CAUGGACAUCAUCAUAUUCUUCUCAGCGUGUCCAGCGAGAAGUUGGCACAAAGGAGUUGCUCAAAGAAAGCAAGAGAGACGAGAUUUAGAAUACUGGCUCUAGUGUGAGAGCUGGAUUCACUUACCACUCUUGCCUCUUGACCUCACCAAGUCUCAGCUUCCUCACCUGUUAAAUGGAUACAACAGUUGAAUCAUCAUUUAUUGAGAACUUCCUAAAAUGCCAGCUGAGGAUAGCACAGAAGUUUAGGUGAUUGGACCAAGGUCAUACGACUAAUACAACAGUAGCUUCUUCAUAGACUCAGCCCUUCCCCAGAAGGAGGAGGACGAAAUGACCAAGUUCAAGGAGGCAGUGACAUUCAGGGAUGUGGCUGUGAUCUUCACUGAGGAGGAGCUGGGGCUACUGGACUCUGCCCAGAGGAAGCUGUACCAAGAUGUAAUGCUGGAGAACUUCAGGAAUGUGGUCUCAGUGGGGCAUCAGUCCUUCACACCAGAUGUUAUAUCUCAGUUAGAGAGAGAAGAAAAGCCUUGGAUGAUGAAGAUGACAAACCAGAGCAAUAACUUCUCAGGAGGCAAGAAUCUAAACGAGAAGACUCUGCAAGAAGUAGGAUUAAGAUACCUGCCACAAGAAGAGCUUUUCUGCUCACAAAUCUGGCAGCAUAUUACAAGGGAGUUAGCCAGGUGUCAAGAUUCCAUGAUAAAUAUUCAAGGAACUGGCUCUCAGUUGGGAAAACAAGGUGACGUACUCUAUAAAGAUGAGGAGUUCAGUAACCCGAGUUCACAUCUUCAAGUCCACCACAGAGUCCACACUGGUGAAAAACUGUACAAAGGGGAGGGGUGUGAGAAAAGUUUUAUUAGGGACUCUCAUCUUCAAAUUAACCAGAGGGCCCAUGCAGGAGAGAAGCUCUACAAAUGUGAAAAAUGUGAUAAUGCCUUUCGUCGGUUUUCAAGUCUUCAAGCCCAUCAGAGAGUCCACAGUAGAGAGAAAUACAAACAUGAUGCAUUGUGUAAGGGUUUCAGUCAGAGAUCACGUCUUCACUAUCAUCAGAGAGUUCCCACUGGAGAUAAUUCAUACAAAUAUGAGGAGCGUGGGAGGAGCGUCAGGAAAAGCUCACAUUGUCAAGCUCCUCCAAUAGUCCAUAGAGGAGAAAAACCCUACAAAUGUGAGGAGUGUGGGGUGGGCUUCAGUCAGAGCUCGUAUCUUCAAGUCCAUCAAAGAGUCCAUGCUGGAACGAAACCUUAUAAAUGUGAAGAGUGUGGAAAGGGCUUUAGUUGGCGUUCACGACUGCAGGCUCAUCAGCGAAUCCACACUGGAGAGAAACCAUACAAAUGCAAUGCAUGUGGCAAGGGCUUUAGUUACAGCUCACACCUUAACAUUCAUUGUAGAAUCCACACGGGAGAGAAACCUUAUAAAUGUGAAGAGUGUGGGAAAGGCUUUAGUGUGGGUUCACACCUUCAAGCCCAUCAGAUAAGCCAUACUGGGGAAAAACCAUACAAAUGUGAGGAGUGUGGGAAGGGCUUCUGUCGGGCCUCGAAUCUUCUGGACCAUCAGAGAGGCCAUACUGGAGAGAAACCAUAUCAAUGUGAUGCAUGUGGUAAGGGCUUCAGUCGUAGCUCAGAUUUUAACAUUCAUUUUAGAGUUCAUACAGGUGAAAAACCCUAUAAAUGUGAGGAGUGUGGUAAGGGCUUCAGUCAGGCCUCAAACCUUCUGGCCCAUCAAAGAGGCCACACUGGAGAGAAACCAUACAAAUGUGGUACAUGUGGGAAGGGCUUUAGUCGGAGUUCAGAUCUUAAUGUUCAUUGUAGAAUUCACACAGGAGAGAAACCCUACAAGUGUGAGAAGUGUGGCAAGGCCUUCAGUCAGUUCUCAAGUCUUCAAGUGCAUCAGAGAGUGCACACUGGAGAGAAACCAUAUCAGUGUGCUGAGUGUGGGAAGGGCUUCAGUGUGGGUUCCCAGCUUCAAGCCCAUCAGAGGUGCCACACUGGAGAGAAACCAUACCAAUGUGAGGAGUGUGGGAAGGGCUUCUGUCGGGCCUCAAAUUUUCUGGCUCAUCGUGGUGUCCACACAGGAGAAAAACCAUACCGAUGCGAUGUGUGUGGUAAGCGCUUUAGACAGAGAUCCUACCUUCAAGCCCACCAGAGAGUUCACACAGGAGAGAGACCAUACAAAUGUGAGGAAUGUGGGAAGGUCUUCAGUUGGAGCUCCUACCUUCAAGCCCACCAGAGAGUUCACACUGGAGAAAAACCAUACAAGUGUGAUGAGUGUGGGAAGGGCUUCAGUUGGAGCUCAAGUCUUAUAAUUCAUCAGCGAGUUCAUGCUGAUGAUGAGGGUGACAAGGACUUUCCUUCAGCAGAGGACUCACAUAGGAAAGAAGCCCUAUAAAGUGAUAUGUUUUAAUGUCUUAAAUGGGUGCUGAACUAUUUUAAUUAUCAUAGCUGUUAGAGGAGAUAAAGCUUUUGUUUCAUAAAAGUAUCAGUAUUUCAGCCAGAGUUUGACAUGCCACAGUGGUCAGAAGACCACACAGCAGAGAGGCCUUGUGAGAGUGGAGACAUGUAUUUCAUUCAGAACCCAGACCCUUAGCAGAUACAUGCAGACAAGAGGCUCAGGAAGGAUGAGUCUGAUCUGGAGUUAACAGAAGUACGAAGAUGGGAAUGCCAAAUUCUAUUCCACUAGAAUAUAAGCUCCAAGAGAGUAGGGACUUACUUUGUUGACUGCCAAAUCUACUCUGCCUUUUCAGUGCCUAACAUAUUGUAAGUUUUCAGUAAUGUUUGAAAUUACUGUCAUUUUUGAAAUUCAGUCAUAUUUGAAAAUUUUAUUCAGUUUAUCUCAAAGUUUUUAUAAAAUUAUACUCGGAAGAGGAAUUCAAGGAUUGGAGUACAUUUAAGUUAUUCAUACAAGCUAAUUUUCCCAGUCCUGCAGGCCCUGUGGAACUAGUAUUUAUCAAAAUGAAGGUUGCAACCCUUUAGUGGGUCCAGAAAUCAGUUCUGUGGCUUGUGACCAGCACUUUUGUAUGCAAACAGUACUUUACUGAGGUAUACUUUGCAUGCAGUAGCAUGCAUCAAUCUUAAGUUUAUGGCUUCAUGAAUUUUAACAAAUGUAUGGACUUGUGUAAUCAUCACCAAGAUCAAAGUAUACAAUAUUUUUUUUAAACCAGAAAGUUUCCUGUAUCCAUUUCCAGUCAA
Galeopterus variegatus (Sunda flying lemur) is the source of this 3180-nucleotide messenger RNA. It is a transcript of the gene ZNF45, whose product is annotated as zinc finger protein 45. Bases 329 to 2380 code for a protein of 683 amino acids. Lineage: Eukaryota; Metazoa; Chordata; Mammalia; Dermoptera; Cynocephalidae. The record is from RefSeq and is a predicted model, not a curated record. Gene Ontology annotation, biological process: regulation of immune system process; negative regulation of transcription by RNA polymerase II; regulation of cytokine production. The transcript has 7 exons.